Molecule: messenger RNA, 1920 nt
Organism: Amaranthus tricolor (Joseph's coat)
Lineage: Eukaryota; Viridiplantae; Streptophyta; Magnoliopsida; Caryophyllales; Amaranthaceae
Exons: 4
Coding region: 520-1656 (378 amino acids)
Source: RefSeq, a predicted model, not a curated record
UCCCCACAAAUAAUAUUUUAUAUCUUCAAUAAUUGCUAAUGCUAGUAUUCGAAAACAAAACCUCGUGGUUAAUUAAGAUAAACAACAAUCUACCAACUCAACUAACUUCAUAUUAAGUGUUGUCAAGUGUCUAUUCGAGUACCCAGUUGGAUCCGUCACAGAAAAUGUAUAGAUUAGUUGAAUGUAAACACAGAAAAUUAUUAAAGAUCAUUACCAAAAAUAGAAUGAGCAAAAUUUAAUAAAAGGAUUUAAAGCCAAAAGUGGUGAUGCUUUCGUUGCACCCUACGAGUAUCAGUUUGAUUACAUAUAAGCGGGUUCAGCUGGCUCACGUGCUUGCAAAUGAGGGCACUUUAAUUUUUCUAAAAAACUAAAAGUUUAGAAGGAGGUACCGAGAAUCAAACUAAAAACCAACAAUGAAAUUAAUAUGUUGUGUUCUCACUGAACUAACUAUGCUGCAAAUUACAUAUAAAAACUAGUCCAAAAAUAAAUUAUAGUAAAUUAUAAUUUUAUAAGGUUGAAAUGAAAAUAUUAUAUUUGUGUCAAUUUUUAUCGGCUGCUGGUUUGAAUUCUAAAUCCGCCAUUGUUUGUAAUGACUAUAUUGAUGUUGUAGUUCCCUCUCUCUCUAUACAUAAUAAGAUCAGUCAUUGUCUUUAUUUUCGUAAUUAUCUUCUUGUCCCCAUCUCGUCAAUGGAUCAUCCGCCUUAUAUUCCUCACAAUCCUUGUUCCGCUUCUUCCUCUGAUGAAGAACCAGAAGAAUAUCAUCCGUACCAAAAAGACGGUCUAAUAGCAGCGUAUGAAUAUAGUCAUAUAUUCAACGUAUUCGAAGGUUCGAAGGAAACUGUAUAUUACGUUCGCGUAGACAUGCCAGGAGUUCCAGAAGGUUCCGUUAGAGUUUUCAAGAACAGUCAACGUAAAAUGAUAAGUUUCCAAGGAAGAGCCCCUAUAUUAUGGUCUAAUUGCGAAGCUUCUGAUAGAUUUUACGCAGGUUAUGUUCUCUUUGAUAAAGAUCCUGAUCAAAUUAAAAUUGGUUUUGGAAUUGUGAAUGGUUGUUUUCGUAUGUGGUUCACUCCCUGUGUGGCUCAACUCUGUUUUCUUGAUACUAAAAAUGAUGAUCAACGAUUUGAUCAUGAUGAUGAUGAUCCAGCUGAUCAAGUUUUAGAAGGUUUUGAGCGUCUACGUAAUUGCACUACGUUCAUUGAACAUGCUCCUGAGGAAGCAACUGGGAUAAAACUGAAGGGAGGAAAGCAAGUGGACUUGAAUCCAUUUCAGAUAAGUGGGGUGAAAGGAGUAUACGAAGACAAAAUCAUUAAGAUUGGUAAUGAGUUGUAUGUGUAUGUGCGAGUGGAUGUUCCAACGGUUCAGCAGUGCGUUAUCAAAGAGAUUGCAAAUAGAUGUCUUGUAUUUAAUGCUGAUGCGGUUGUUUACGACUCCCGCUGCGAUGGGCGACUACGAAGUUUCAUGGGUUUGUUGGCUGCUAAGUGCAAUUGUUGUCUGUACGAGCUCGUUCGAUACGAUUUUAGAGAUGGUGUUAUACGAUUCUUAGCUCGUAAAAUCGAUGAUAGAGUCGCCGGCAGUACUAUCCCAUCGACGAACAUUCAUUUUUGUGAACCUCCCGAAACUUGUUCUAUUCGGGGUCUCAUUGUGCGAAAGGAUUAGGAAUAGCUAGGAAAAGUUUUCACAUUGUGUGUGGUUUGUGAAUUAAUAUCAAGCUGUUUAAUACGUCAUAUUGUAAUUCGUUAUCAACGACCAGCUAUAAAUCGUUUGCCAAACACCGGUAUUAUAUUAAGUGGGUUCAAAAAGUCAGAGUCAUUUUAAAUAACAAAUUGCUUGUAAUGAUUAUAUUGUUGUAAAAAUAGAUAAAAUUAAUAUAGAAACUCGUGCAAUGUAUGAAUUUAUUAAUAUGAAUCAAAUAUAUAAAAA